AUGGGGCCGAUGUUUCCACGCCUGUGCCUUUCGCUGAUCGCCUCCGUCUCGGCAGCGAUUUGGCAUUGGGCGGAGAAGCAAGGGCUGGGACUCCGUGAUUGGACGGACGUGGAAGUUUCACCCGAUGGUUCUGUGAUUAGCGCCGUCGCAACAUAUGGAGCCCUUGUCGUGUCCUUUGAUGGUGGUGAGACUUGGUAUUAUGGCGACAGUUCCGCAGAUUACAAGGCUGUAAGAAUCACCCCGGAUGGGUCCAAAAUCUUCACAGUGGCUCCUUAUACCGAUGGCGUAUGGAUCUGGACGCACCGUUUCACAAUCGGCAACAGCGUCUUUUGGAAUGUUGACAAGAAAUACGUCACUUCAGAUGCGUGGUAUGAUGUGGCAACGACGCCUGAUGGCGUCAUUAUCGCUGCCGUGGUUAACCCUGGCAACAUUUGGAUCAGCAGGGAUAGUGGCAGCACUUGGCAGGCAGAUAUUAGUGUUGGCUCCACCCAGGAGUGGUCAGGCAUUGCCAUGUCCGAUGAUGGAUCCAAGAUGUUGGCAGCAGCCUACAGAGCCAAGAUUUGGAUCAGUGGAGAUUCUGGGGACAUUUGGGAAGAGGUCGCCAGUAGCCCCAGCGAUGUAUGGUUCGAUGUGGCCGUCUCCUCAGAUGGAUCAAAGAUGAUUGCUGGAGGUCCGAGCCUUUUCAUCAGCUCGGAUGGUGGCACCACUUGGGCGCAGGCCUCCACAGUGGGAACGCGCCGUUUCUUUCAAUGGCAUGGCGUGGCCAUGUCUUCAGAUGGUUCCAAGAUGGCCGCCUGUGGCUACGGUCAUCCAGAAGGUUCCAUUUGGACCAGCAUGGAUGCUGGUGUUACCUGGCUACAGGAGGCGACCUUUGACACCGACGCAUACUUCUAUUCAGGUUACGACAUUAACUCUGGGAUGAUCACCAAAAUUUCUAUGUCUUCGGAUGGGUCUCAGAUGGUGGCCGUGUCCUCUUCACCUGGCUAUAUCAUGAUACGUGAACCGGGGACGAGCACCACCAUCACCACGAUGACGAAUACGACCACAGCAAGCACCAGGACGACCAGCCUCUCAACGUUCACCACCAGCACCGGCACAGAGACCACUGCAACAGCGACCAGCAGUACAGCCACGGUGGUCACCCGGACGAGCACCACAGGAAGCACCACCGGAAGCACCACCCUCGACGAGGAAACUUCUGCAGGGUCAGCUGUUUCCGCCUUGGGCCUUGCUCCUGGACAGGAGCCUGCACCUUGCGUAGCCUGCGUGCCAUGCCUGAGCUGGCUGACCGGAACUGGCGCCAGCGACAGCGCUCCCUUCAUCAUUACGGAUCACCCGGCCCGAAGGAAGGUCGAGGAGCGCUCCCAACUAGGUCCACUGGGUCAGCCCAAGGGGCCCAGCGCCACACUCUCGCCGGGCCAGAGUCGGUCGGCCACUUGGGCCUUCAGGUCUGACGAAGAUAAGGCGCCUACGUGGACCUUGUCAGAGAAGGGGAUUCCAUGUCAUCCGUUGCAACAGGAAGGGAAGACCUACCACGGCUGCCAUCCGGAUGGUUGGUGCUGUUUGGACAUCACCUGCUCCAAGACAGACCACUGCGACAUGGCGACCAAGGACCAGGCAACGCCCGGACCGCCCCUGCGGCUCCCGAGGGAUCCGGUGACCACGCCCUGUGAGCUGGAUGCCGGAGGCGAAACAUUCCACUGGGAUCCCGAGGAGGACUUGAACCUCAUGUUCGUGCUGCUUCAAGAAGACGUUGAAGGGUUGCAGGAGGAAGACCUGGAAAGCCUGGUGAAACUUAGCAGCUCCCAGCCUCUCAGGCUGGUGUUGAUGAGCUACAAGACCUCCAAAGAUGAGAUCCAGGAACUCAUGUCCAAAACGCAGCAGCAGUUGGAGCCCUUGAUCGCCGCUCUGACUCCGGAGGAGCGGGACCGCGCAAAGCAGAGCUUUGUUUUGGUCUCGCAGCCAGCGUGGCACAUUUCUUUCGACCGCUGCUGGUUGCCCUCAGUAACCCAUUCCUGGUCCAAAGAAGUCACUCUGCUGCAAUUUUCGUCGGAGUACGACUUCUCAGUCAGCACCCAGCCACAGAGUAUCCGUGGAGACUGGGCGAAGGAUGGCCUUGAGGAAGCUCUGAGCAAACCGUUGCGCUGGGUGGGUGGACUCUGUGAGGAACAGGAGAUGGAUCCCAGUUGGCCCGCUCCUAGCACUGCACUGUCGGGUUCCAUCGCACUGGUGGCCCGGGGAAGUUGCUCACACUAUCACAAGGCCCGCAGUGCACAGGACCGGGGUGCCGCGGGCAUCGUCAUCUUCAGCUACGGCGAGCAAACGGUGGCCAUGAGUUGCGCCGCACCGGAUCCUUGCGAUGAAGUUUUGCAGAUCCCCGUGCUGAUGAUCAGCAGGUCAUUGGGCGAAAGGCUGUUGGAGGAGUUGUUUCCCAACGUCACCAGCGACGACCAAGGCCCGGCGACGGAGCGGGAGGUCACCGCGACGUUGAGGUCGCAGAGACAGGGGCCCGACUUGGUGGGCGUUCUGGGAGGCGGUGGCUUGUGGUAUAACUCGCCCAUUGGCAUGUCCAGAUUGGCGGACGAGCUCAUUGGAAUGGAGUACCGCAGGAAGCUAUUGCAACGGAGGGAAGAGCUGUCGCAAAGUGGGGAUGUGCUGCGCAUUGAGGUGUUCAAGCUCGCCGCCUUCCCUGGGGGCCUCACCUUCCCCUGGCCUGCGAGCGAUGCGCAGACCAUCCGCGACGGCAAAUAUACGGAGCUGGAGGUGGAACUGGCGCUGGACUGCAAGGAUCAUUUAGAUGACAAUUGUCCCCCUUGGGACCAUGAACUCAACUUGUACCUCUGCAUCGAAGGUGUCUCUGCAAGUUCGGCCUGCCACGACCGUCGCCUCAGCGUGUCACGCUGGGUGACGCCCUACGGCCGAGAGGCGCAUUGGUUCAGCGCAAACACGGCGGCCCUGCCACUGCUGAGCUCCGCUGAGGCGGUGGCAGGUAAAGGCACGCUGCACCUCCACACAUGGCAACACUACACGGUGUCCUUGGUCUUCUGGUUCCGUCGGACGUCUAACCCGUCGCCGGUGCUGCCCAGAAGUCAAAUGCCCUUGUGGCUGGGAGGCCCCUUCGAUCUCAGCUACAACCCCUUGCAUCAGCCGGUGACCUUUGAGCUGCCCCCAGCGACCCAGCGAGUCACCUUGAGCGCAUUGAUCACAGGCCACGGAUGGGGCGUAGAUGAAGACAACUGCGCAGAGUUCUGCGACCAUUCCCAUCAUUUCUCCGUGAAUGGCGUCACCACUGGGCUGACGAAAGCGCAUCCGACUGCGGGCAACCAGGAUGGGUGCAAGACAAAGGUGUUUUUAGGAGUCGUGCCCAAUCAAUAUGGCACCUGGCCCUUCGGACGUGCUGGCUGGUGUCCGGGGCAACACGUGGACUGGUGGGAGGUCGACGUGACGCAAUGGUUGCAGGAGGGCUCCAACACCCUGACCUACCACGCCUACUUCAACGGCACGGACUACGAGCCCCAGCCCGGCGGCUUGGAGGAUGACCUGGGCUUCCCAGCAGAGAUUCACCUGGCCUCGGUGCUCACCUUCUAUUCGGAGGAGGGGCACCAACAGCCGGUCGAGCUAAAGCUGAAGCCGCUUCAGCCCUUGGAGAAUUCGCGACGUUCGGUUCUUUUUCCUUAG
Molecule: messenger RNA, 3678 nt
Organism: Cladocopium goreaui
Lineage: Eukaryota; Dinophyceae; Suessiales; Symbiodiniaceae
Source: the annotation of a GenBank genome assembly